Cloeon dipterum is the source of this 2896-nucleotide messenger RNA. It is a transcript of the gene be, whose product is annotated as ben. NCBI's taxonomy places the organism in Eukaryota, Metazoa, Arthropoda, Insecta, Ephemeroptera, Baetidae. The record is from RefSeq and is a predicted model, not a curated record. Bases 209 to 2599 code for a protein of 796 amino acids. The transcript is spliced from 5 exons.
UGUUGGUCCCCCUUUUCAUCCCAUUUAGUCGUGCGAGUGAGCUGAGCCGAGUGGGAGCAGUGGUCGUGGGGCCGUGUGUUAAUGAGAGUAUACAACGACGCCCCGAACGCGAAUAAUUUCAGCGGAAUGUGCUAAGGAUUCGCGCAAGACUGCAGGGCUGGACCAUGCCGGACCACCCACCAACCGUGGUCCGAAGACCUUGCUGACCAUGAACACGACCGUAGCCGCCGGACUGCUGCUGCUGCUGCUGGCCGCCGGGCUGGCCGCCGCCGAGUCGGCCACCGCCAAUAUCCCGGCCAUCUGCACCGAGGAGCUCGGCGUCUGCAAGUGCAACCGAACCGAGCAAAACUAUUGGGUCCAGGUCAAUUGCACCUGCCAAUCUGAAAAGGAUCUCCUUGAAGUAAAAGCAGAGAAACUUCCUCUCCAGCUAAUUCAAUUUGAAAUUAGUCGAUGCAAGGAGGUCCGACUGCUCAACGGUGCCCUCUCACAGCAAAGCGCAUUGAGAAAAAUCCACGUGCAUAACGUCGGAGUGCUGACCAUAAAAAAGAACUCCAUUUUUAAUGUCACAUCAUCGAACUUCAAGUUUCACAUCGAAAACUGCUCAACCGUGGUGAUUGAAAGUUCGGCCUACAAGGGUAACAGGAAUCCUCAUUCUGUGCUACUUGAACAAGCCAAUCACGUAAUCAUUCAGUCGUCAGCAUUUCACAAUAUGCAGGACAUCGUUAUAAGGCGAGUAGCGAGGUUGGAAUUCCACAAAAACGCAUUUUCUCAGUUAGGAGCUGCAUCUACAUCUCAUGGACCAUCCACGACGGUGUACAUCGAGGAUUCGCUAAUUCCAGAGAUCCCUAGCCUAGCAUUUCCGCUGAGUGCAAACGAAUUGCGCAUCAAGAGCAGCAAAAUCAGUGUCAUCCGCCGCGAUGCAUUUUGCGGCAUUAGAGUCACUAAUUUGUCUCUUGAAGACUGCUUUUUGCACACAUUGGAGAAGGGCGCGUUCAGUAGCAGAACUUUAAUCGACCGACUGAAAUUACACAAUCUGACCAUCGAAGAGAUUCAGACCAAUGCCGUCCAAUCAGCGAUCGCCGAUUUCACCCUGCAGGAUUCGAGAAUCGAUAAAAUUCACGAAGGUGGCAUCAAUGUGACCGUGGCUAGGGUCACCCUGAUGAACAACGUUUUGAAACACCUGCAUUCCCGAGGCCUUGUGUUUUCCCAAUGGGAUCGGCUGGAUAUUGUGAACAACACGUUCAGAAAAAUUGGCUUCAGUGGAGUGUGGGCUCCAUCCGAGCGAAACGACGGCGCCGUCAUCUUCUCGCACAACCUGAUAGACAAAAUGGCGUCAGAAAAAGGAGUUCUUUUCUUUGGAAUAUCGCCCAAACUCGACGUUGUUGUGCACAACAAUCGUUUCGAGCGCGACUGCAUGUGCUCCGAUUGGCUGCGGGAGGAGUUGACUCCGCGCAGGGGCGAGCCACUGCCCUCGGAUUACGCGCACAAGUCGACCGACUUUUGGGUGGAGGCGUUCAAGAACUCAUCAUACUGCGUGCUGGGCAGCACGCUGUCACGGUGUUUCGGCAGCAACACCACCACCAGCUACAUGUACAUUAACAAGUACUGGGACAACGUGUGUAGAGACACUGGCUCCAUCCACUGCCAGAACGGUGAGGUGGUCGACCGGCCGAACGCGAUACAGUCCGAGACACUUCUCAGAGACGUCUCGACGUUGUGGAUAUUGGUGACAUUUGUCAUGGUUUGCAUCAUGCUGCUCGUCUUGAUUCAAUCCACUGUAAAGUGCUACCGACGCUACCCUGGCAAUAGACUCUCCGUGUCAAAGAUUUUCCCAUGCUUGAGGCGGAGAGAGGUUGCAGAAGGAGAAACGCCAACCCUACCAAUCGGCACGGAGGUCAGCAACUCGAUAGACAUCCUGCCUGGACCACGGAAGCAAAAGCGAAAGAAGCGGCACAAGCGACGGAACGUUGCCGUCACUGCCAACGAAGACAACACGCUCAUCAUGGAAGAGGUCACACUGGGCAGCGAGUCUGGCACCGUGCGUACGACGGCCUCGACAAUGGAGUCUACCAUUAUGGUCAUGGACAGCGAGACACAGACGGGUGGAUCGGGUACCCUGGUUGACGACAUCCUCUCCGACCUGAAGGAAAAGCUAAAAGACCCAAAGGCCUACGGAGAGACGCGCGAGAUGAUCGAAAACAUUUACAACCAAAUUACCACCGAGUCCAGCGUGCGGCCGACCGCUCCGGCCGAGAACACGUACGCCGAGAUUCAGCCGUCCACUUCCGCGUACCAAUGUCCGGUGGUGUGCGAGUACGUUGACCCGAGGGACCGGCGGACCAACAUAUACACCGAGCCCCAGUCACGACUGGGCCGCAUUUAUAACUUUAUCACGGGCAACGCGCAGAACCACGACGUCGAGUCGCGACCGUCCACGGCCGUCACUGACUACAUGGCGCCAUCAGACGCCAGGAUCAACGUUUACUCAGAGGUGCAACAGUCGUCCCGAAUCCAAAGCCGGCCGCUGCCUCGCACGCCGGAGGAACUGAGCGACGAGGACUCGGAGGGAACGAGUGAAUCAGACGACGACACGAGCUAGCAAGAACGGCGGUGCUUGCUCGCAGUUCUGUGAUAGCCAGGGACGAGGUGAAAUAGUGAUGUAAAUAAUUUAAAUGUUUUGAUACAAACUUUUUGUGAUGUCCCUGAAACUAACUGAUGGAUGAAAGAGACACUGUUGCGAGUGCGUUAGAGAGCCGAGAUGUUUUUUUUUUGUUCAUACACACGAGAUAAGACUGUUUCAUCGAUAUUAAGUAGCGCAAUGCUUAUUGAAUUCUAAUCAAACUGCUCAUUUUGUAUAAUGUAAUCAUCGUCGAAAUAAAAAAUUAUUACACGAAAA